Messenger RNA from Melozone crissalis (California towhee), 1209 nucleotides. RefSeq names its product proproteinase E-like. Bases 1 to 1209 code for a protein of 402 amino acids. NCBI's taxonomy places the organism in Eukaryota, Metazoa, Chordata, Aves, Passeriformes, Passerellidae. Gene Ontology annotation, biological process: proteolysis. The transcript has 8 exons. The record is from RefSeq and is a predicted model, not a curated record. Gene Ontology annotation, molecular function: serine-type endopeptidase activity.
AUGGCUGCGCUGCUGAGCCUUGUCCUGCUGCUGGUGGCCGGCGGUGCCCGCGCCGCCGUGCUGCCCGAGUCCCGCGUGGUCAACGGGCAGGAUGCGGAGCCCUACAGCUGGCCCUGGCAGAUCUCGCUGCAGUACGAGCGGGACGGGACCUUCCGCCACACCUGCGGGGGCACCCUGAUCGCGGCCAACUGGGUGAUGACGGCCGCGCACUGCAUCUCCAAAUCCCGCACGUACCAGGUGGUGCUGGGCGAGUACGACAUGAGCACCGGGGAGGGCUCCGAGCAGCGCAUCCCCGUCAACUCCGACGACAUCUUCGUGCACCCCAAGUGGCUCAGCUUCUGCGCGGCCUGUGGCAAUGACAUCGCCCUGAUGAAGCUGCAGCGCCCGGCCGUGCUCUCGGCGCAGGUGCAGGUGGGGCGGCUGCCGCCCGCCGGCUCCGUGCUGCCCAACGGGUACCCGUGCGUGCUCAGCGGCUGGGGACUGCUCACCACUGGGGGGUCUACUCUGCCGGACCGGCUGCAGCAGGCCGAGCUGCCCGUGGUGGAUUACGAGCACUGCACCCAGCCUGACUGGUGGGGCGCCCUGGCCAUCCGCAAGACCAUGAUCUGCGCCGGCGGCGCCGAGAAAUCCGGAUGCAACGGCGACUCCGGGGGACCCCUGAACUGCCAGGCUGAGGAUGGCACCUGGGAGGUGCACGGCAUCGCCAGCUUCGUGUCUGCCCUGGGCUGCAACGCUGCCAAGAAACCCACGGUGUUCACCCGCGUGUCCGCCUUCGAGGACUGGAUUGCUGAGGUGGGCACAGGGAAGGGGAUCCUGGGCUGCCGGGGGGCAAGGGGCCCGGUGCCCAUGGCCGUGGCCCUCCUGGCCCGGCCGUCUCCUCGCAACGGCCGGCACCGGCGCGUGACCGGGAACAAAGAGCCCUUUCACGGUGUCCUCGCUGCCACCGGCACCCUGGGACCCCCCAACGGGGCACCCCGGGGCCACCCCCCCACCCCGGGGCUCUGCAGCACCCCCGAUUCCCGCUGCGAUCCGCGUGGAAAAUUCCAGCUGCAGGGCUGUAUAAGUUUUAUGGGCUCCUUGUCGCCGUGUCCUCGGGGACCUUUGCUCCCCCGCCGGUGGCCCUGGCGGUGUCGCCCGCCCCGCAGCCCCCUCGCUAUCGCCGGCCCUUUGCUCCGGGCCAGGGGGAGGCUCGGCUCCCCCAGCUCGUGA